GGUCCCAAGGAAGAUAUAAAAGCAAAGCUUUAUCCGAGUUGAAGCUGGCCCUCGGUGAUCAUCAAUUGAACGAUAUAGCCGGAGCUUUUGAAAAUGAUUCCGGAGGCGAGUACUUCAUGUUUCCCCAAUGCGUCGCAAGGGCUGCCGAUGUAUCCUAUAUUGGAUGAUGAUGACAAUAUUAAUGUUCCAUACUCUUCUAUUGAAGCAGCAGCUGGUCCAGGCCUGGAUCAGCCUCAUUCAAGCUCUUUCCUCUAUAGUCUAUCAGUCCUGAAAGAUAAAGUUCAUCAAGUUCAAUCAUUUGUUAGCAUCCUCUCCGAUCAAGUCCACCCUGAUUCAACCAGGUUUUUAGCCAUAGCAAGCAUGGGUUCUUUGGUUCAAGACAUCAUCGUAACAGCGUCAUCGAUGGUAGUCGUUUGCCAACAAAUGUCUCUUGGAACCAUUUCAGGUAAUAAGACUAGUAGUACUGAUAAUUGUGGUGGUGAUAACUUAGUUAAAGACAGAGAACAGGGUUAUCCUAGUACUGAUCAAACAUUCAGUUGGUACGACCGCAAUAGCAACGACGAUAACCGAUGUUGGCGAGUCGAUAACAAUGAUAUAUUGAAGAAUAAAGAAUUGGCUGACAUGGUUCAACGAAGCAAAACCAGUGAAGGGUCGUCACUGGGGAAUGUUUCGGCUUCGAAUUGCGAUAUAGUCGAAUUGGAUGCCGAGGACUUGUUAGCUAAGUACACGCAUUACUGCCAUGUUUGUGGAAAAGGGUUCAAGCGAGAUGCGAAUUUGAGGAUGCACAUGAGAGCUCAUGGUGAUGAAUACAAGACCAAUGCCGCUUUGGUUAACCCCGUGAAGAAUCACGAUGGAAGUAAUGAGGGCAUGGGAAAGUGUUCGACGAAAUUCCCAAAGAAGUAUUCGUGCCCGAAAGAAGGCUGUAGGUGGAACCAGAAACACGCUAAGUUCCAACCGUUGAAAUCCAUGAUCUGCGUGAAGAAUCAUUACAAGAGGAGCCAUUGUCCGAAGAUGUAUGUCUGCAAGCUGUGCAACCGGAAGCAGUUCUCGGUGCUGUCGGAUCUCAGGACUCACGAAAAGCACUGCGGUGAUCUUAAGUGGCAAUGUUCAUGCGGAACCACAUUUUCGAGGAAAGAUAAGCUUAUGGGUCACGUUGCUUUGUUCGUUGGCCACAGGCCGGUUGAUGCUAAUGUUUUGACAGCGCAAGGAAAGCUCGAAAACUAAGCCACCACUUCAACAAGAUAAUAUAGGUAAAUGUCCUUAGUACUAAAAAAGA
This is a messenger RNA of Hibiscus syriacus, 1276 nucleotides long. Its product is annotated as protein SENSITIVE TO PROTON RHIZOTOXICITY 2-like. The transcript has a single exon. Bases 94 to 1224 code for a protein of 376 amino acids. Gene Ontology annotation, biological process: response to acidic pH; response to aluminum ion. Lineage: Eukaryota; Viridiplantae; Streptophyta; Magnoliopsida; Malvales; Malvaceae. The record is from RefSeq and is a predicted model, not a curated record.